This is a messenger RNA of Neolamprologus brichardi, 3808 nucleotides long. It is a transcript of the gene igfn1.4, whose product is annotated as immunoglobulin like and fibronectin type III domain containing 1, tandem duplicate 4. The record is from RefSeq and is a predicted model, not a curated record. Gene Ontology annotation, molecular function: protein binding. Lineage: Eukaryota; Metazoa; Chordata; Actinopteri; Cichliformes; Cichlidae. Gene Ontology annotation, biological process: sarcomere organization. Gene Ontology annotation, cellular component: M band.
CAGCCAGGGAAGCAGCACCACUGAACAGGAUCACAGGAGUACUGUGGAAUCAAAAGACCCAAGAUGAUUAGAAAAUCAAAAGUGACAGACGGGACAGCCGCUGGCCAAGUUGGGAUCAAGAAAAAAUCUAAGGUCCCUGGAGUGAUGAUUACACAGUUUAUCGAGACGCUGCCAGAAGGAAAGAGCCAUCCAGACUUCACCCGCAAGCCAAUUGCUUUGACCAUCCAAGAGGGGAAAUUUGCUUUCUUUAAAGCUAUUGUCAUUGGAGACCCAACACCAACUGUAACAUGGAGCAGAAAUAAUGGAGAUGUGUCUGAUACUUCCCGGUACCAGAGUAAAUACGAUUCCCUUUCCAAUGAGCACACAUUUGAGAUGCCAAAUGUUGCCCCAGAUCAAGCAGAUACCUACAAAUGCUUCGCCACAAAUGAAUAUGGACAAGCCACGGUCACAGUUGUUUUAAAUGUGAUUGAAGUGGGCUUUAAAAAAAACAAAGCCCAAAAGCAAGCAGCUGAUGCAAUAGAAGGGGAUUUUAAGAGUGUUCUAAAAAGGAAAAGCAAGGUUCAACCCAAAUCUGAGCAACCUGAGAAAAAAGAGGGAGAAAUAGAUCCAAAAUUUUGGGAGCUUUUAAUUAGCGCUGACAAGAAAGAUUAUGAGGGAAUCUGUGCAGAGUUUGGGGUAACUGACUAUCGUUGGAUGCUCAAGAAAUUAAACGAGAUGAAGAAAGAGAGGGAGGAAGAACAAGCACAGUUCGUCAAAAGCCUCUCUAAUCUGAGACCUAUUCAGGUCAAUGCAGAUGGCACUGCAUCCUUUGAGAUAGACAUGGACCUCAUUGAACAAAGCAGCUCUAUAUUCCUGUACAAGGAUGGUGAAAUGAUCCCUUACACAAAAGAACUGGGUGAUAAGCUCAAGCACAGCCUUAAGAAAACUGGAAAAAAGUACAUUUUCAGCAUGAGAGACCUAAUGCCAGAGGAUGCCGGGCUGUACCAGUUGGAUGUUGAGGAUGUCAAUAUGUUUUCCACUGAUUUUAAAAUCCCCAUGGUGGAUUUCUUGGUGAAGAUUCAGGAAGUAAAGGCAAAAGAGAGAGAAGAUGCCGUAUUUGAGUGCGUCUUGUCAAACCCCUUUGCCAAGAUUUUGUGGUUUGGCAAAAAUGUGCCACUGGAACAGGGAGAUAAAUAUGACAUUGAGGUUUCAGAAGACAAGCUCAUUCACAGGCUGGUGGUUAAAGACUGCAUGGUGGCAGAUAAAGGAAUUUAUUGUGCCUGUGCAGGGAUAAAAUCUUGCAGUGCUUGGCUUGUCAUUGAAGCUGAUAAAGAUGCACCAAAGGGUAAAAAGACAGCAAGGAAAACAACAAGGGCAGGGGGAUCUGGGCAGGAUUUACAGAAAAUUGCCCAAGAGCAACAAGCAAAACUAGAAAAGGAGAAAGAGGAAAGAAAAGAGCAAAUGAAAGCUUCUGAAGAGGCUGCACCUCCACCUGCUGCACCCACUGACACUCCAGUUGUGGCUGCAGCUUCCAAACCAAGUUCACAUCCACCAGUUGUGGAGGCACCAACCACUGGCCACUCACCUGAGGAAACCAGUGGUAGUGAAAUGCUAAAUCAACCACUUGCAUAUGCAGAGCCUGAAAUUACCUCUGGGCUUUCUGAUAUUUAUGCCCUUCGAGGAAAAUCAGCUGAAUUGCAAGUGAAGAUGAACAUUGACAGUGAUGGCACCUGGUUCAAAGAUGGAAAGCAGUUAAACUCAGGUGCUGGGAUGACCAUAACCAAAGAUGGAAAUUCUCAUGAGCUAAGAAUUCAAAGCUGCAGUGAUGAAAGCUCUGGAGUUUAUCAGUUUACAUCAGGGGAACACAGCACACAAGGGAAGGUUACAGUUGGAGAUGUACCCGAGUUUGAUCCAGAUGACCUUCACAAGUUCUCUAAACCUGUGAUAGUAAGAGUGGGACAAAAUGCUGCUUUCAAGAUGCCCUUUCCUCCUCAGGAGUCUUUGGAGGUCAACUGGUUCAAGGAUGGCACUAAGCUGAAAGAUGGAGGAGGAGUUAAGAUUGUGAGGGAGCGCAAUCACAGCCGCCUGUUGUUCAGAGACUGCCUGCGGAUAGACACAGGGGAAAUAAAGAUCCAGCUGAAAAACCCAUUUGGAGCCAUAGAGGCCACAUCUAAGCUUAUUGUGCUUGAUCGACCCGGUCCACCAGAGGGUCCAGUGAAGACGGUUGAAACUACCUCAUCAAUAAUUGAGAUUAAAUGGGACCCUCCCAAAGACGACGGCGGAUCUGCUGUAACCAACUACACUAUAGAACGGCAGCAGACAGGACAGAGUCUGUGGACAAAACUUGGAGACGUCUCAGCGGACAAGACCUCCUUCAGAGAUAGGAAUGUGACACAUGGAAAGAAAUACAACUAUCGCAUCUAUGCAGAAAACCCUGAGGGUAUUAGUGAUGCCCUGGAGACAGCUGAAAGCAUAUUGGCUGGCAUAAUGAUACUCGCCGGUCCUCCUGGUGCUCCUACAGUGGUAAGUGCUUCAAAAACCUGUAUCAACUUGACCUGGACCCCUCCAGAGGAUGACAAAGGAGUGCCGAUCAUUGGGUACCAAGUAGAGAAACGGAAGAAGGACACAAAUGAGUGGAUGCCCCUAAAUGCAGUUAAUGAACCUAUUGAAGACAUAAAGUACGCAGUCAAAGAUAUCACUGAGGGUUCAGAGUACGAGUUCAGGGUUACAGCAAUCAAUGAGUCAGGAUCUGGAGAUCCAAGCCCUCCAUCUGAAAUGGUGUGUGCAAAGAAUCCCAACAUGAGACCUUGUUUUAAGGAUCCAGAGGACUUCAUUGUUGUCAGAGCAGGAAAUUCUGCUCGUGUCAAAAUUUGCUUUGAGGCUGAACCUCCACCUCAGAUCACUUGGCUGAAGGAUGACGAGAAAAUAUCUGCGUGGAUUAAUAUCAUAAAUACAGAGGGAACAUCUCAGCUUGUUAUUCCCAAUUCAAAGCGCUCGGAUUCAGCCAUCUACACUAUUAAAGCCAAAAACUCUGUGGGUGAGGCUUCAUUUGACAUUGAACUUAGAGUCACAGAUGAACCCAAGGUUCCAGGGCCUGUGGAACUAGAGCAAACAGUACAUGGAAAGCUAGUGAUAUCAUGGGCUCCCUCACCAGACCAGGAGCUUGAUGACCGCCUGCACUACAUGGUUUCUCAACAUGACUCCCUCAACAGAGUUUGGAAAACUAUAGCAGACCGUCUAUUCACUAACACAUACACAGCUAGCAACAUCCUUUCUGGGACAGAGUAUCAUUUUCGAAUCUAUGCCAAGAAUGAUAUGGGACUGUCAGAUCCAUCUCCGUCACCUACAUGGGGCACCAACAUCAAUAAAGUUCCAGUAACUUCAAAUGGAAUUAUUUCCACAGAGGUCUCCUUUGAGAGACCUCCAUCUAUCUUGGUCCCUCUGAAAGUCCACACACCACCUAAAGGUUACCAACUCUUUAUGACAUGUGCCGUUAGAGGAUAUCCCGCCCCAACUGUAUCCUGGUACCUGAACGACAUCUGCAUCAACUCAGACAAUAAUUACUACAUCACCAACUCUUUUGGUGUCUGCUCCCUGUAUAUUCUCCAAGUUCGGUCGAAGGACAGUGGGGAAUAUAAGGUAGUCGCAGUUAACUCUUUUGGCAAGGCAGAGUGUUCCGCUAAAAUUUUUGUCAGAGAUUAAUUGGCAACAAACCUUUGUGGAGCUUUUCUUCUUACUGAGAUCCUGUGGAAAAUACAGAAAUAAAAUGAAUGAAUUUUUUGGUUUGCUAUAUAAGAGAAAUAAUAUACUUUCGAUACAAAGUUUGGGA